Messenger RNA from Cantharellus anzutake, 759 nucleotides. RefSeq lists its product as uncharacterized. The coding region runs from base 55 to 480 and encodes 141 amino acids. The transcript has 4 exons. The record is from RefSeq and is a predicted model, not a curated record. NCBI's taxonomy places the organism in Eukaryota, Fungi, Basidiomycota, Agaricomycetes, Cantharellales, Hydnaceae.
CCGGCAAGUCCCAGGGAGAACGCAGAGCAAAGCAGUGAUGAAUGCUUUGAGUGAAUGCCUAACUUCAAUAACACCCCGGUCCCAUUUAGCCCUCAUUGGGCACUGGAAAAGCCUCUUUCACGUCGUUACAGCAGGCAUGAGGGGAAAGGAGGCACUUGCACUUCUUUCGCUCGUGGACAUAAGGCCAUCUUUAAGAGAGCUUUAGGGACUCACUCGGCUAGGCAGGCUGCAUGCACUGGAAAAGGCGUCAACAGUGUCUCUAGCGCCUCUGACUUGUCCGACUGCACCUCCGUCGUGAUUGAAGCUUUCACUGUACCAUCGGGGAAAACUAUAACUAUUAAAGCAGCGCCGGGCGCGGUCAUCUCACAGAAUGGUGAUAUCACAUUCGCUAGACGACAGGCUAGUCGCGGUAUUUACAAUCCGAAGUACCUUGAGGCAGUGGAAACUGUUGGGGAUCAACGUGUAUCUACGGGGCCUUGACGCGACCACCAACAAACGGUUGCUGUUAUAUGUAUUCUAUUUUGUUGCCCCGCGGCCGCGUUUGUAGUGGCGGUGCGGCUUUCCCGACGGAUUACAUCAUGAGGGGUUCAUCAGCACUGUCUCGUUGGUAGGAUUGGGGGUAAUGUUUGUGCCGACAAUUUUGGUCUACUCUCAUCUGGUUCGACUCCGGCUCAAUGCUGGCACAACUCUACGAUGUUCUGUAGGAACCACGUUGAGCAUAGGGACUUUUGUACUGUGAUAUCUUGUACAGUAAUCCAU